AUGGUGGAUCUAAAACAGGAAAACUACGAAAUGGGUUUGAGUUGGCGUGCCAAUGCUAAUGCUCCUCAAGAUCAGCAACCCCCCUCUCAUCAACCCCGACCUGAAUAUCCAUCUUCUGAAGACUCUAGUUCCGAAUUCCUUCACCGAAUACAUAGUGUAAACUCAGAACCCGAUUUCUUCUCAAGUUUCAAUCCCAAACCCGAUAGGCGUGGAAUUUGUGAUUUAUGUGGCUAUAUAUCUGAGUGA
Molecule: messenger RNA, 246 nt
Organism: Rodentolepis nana
Lineage: Eukaryota; Metazoa; Platyhelminthes; Cestoda; Cyclophyllidea; Hymenolepididae
Source: the annotation of a GenBank genome assembly